AUAUCAUAGAUUAUUACUAGUAGAUUAUUACGAGUACUCUCUUCUAUCCCAUAAAUGCAUCAAAAGAAUAUAAUUUAAAUCAACAACAUGACAAUUAAACGGGUACCACAGGGCCACAGAUGUAAGUAUCAUCCAAUCUUUGUACGAGUAAAUAAUAACAACUCUUACAAGGUUUCUUUCAACCGUUAUCAAUUGAGUACAAAUUGCAAUAUCUAGCACCCAGAAAAGUACCUGUCAAAAAAAAAAAAAAAAAAAAAAAAAUAUGAAGAUAAAAUAAAAACACCAAGUGACCCACCCACAUCGGCCACAUGUACAACAUGCUGUCAUGUGUUACAUAUUUUGUUUUUUCGUAUAAUACAUGCUGCUUACUCUGCUCCAAACUCCAAACACUUGAAUAUUCCAACUCAAACACACAAUUUACAGAAUAAUCAAUGGAAACUUCAAACACCAACUCUGUUAAUUCUCAACCUCCAUUUCAAAGGUUAUCAGGAAAAGUGGCCUUGGUAACCGGAGGAGCCAAUGGAAUAGGAGAGAGCAUUGUGCGUUUAUUCCACAAUAGUGGUGCGAAAGUAUGUUUUGUAGAUAUAAAUGAUGAUGAUGGCCAACGCCUCUUUAAUUCUUUUGGUGGUGACUCGAACAUCUGUUUCGUCCACUGUGAUGUUAGUAAAGAAGAUGAUGUCCGGCAUGCCGUUGACUUUACAGUUGAAAAGUUUGGCGCUCUUGAUAUUAUGGUGAACAAUGCAGGGAUUUCAGGUCCUCCUAGCAGUGACAUUCGUAAUGUAGACCUUUCUGAUUUCGAGAGGACAUUCGACAUAAAUGUGAAGGGUGUGUUUCUAGGGAUGAAGCAUGCUGCUCGAGUAAUGAUCCCAUCUAAAAAAGGGUCCAUUAUUUCAAUCUCUAGUGUUUCAAGCAUUGUAGCAGGUGUAGGUCCACAUGCAUACACAGGGUCUAAACAUGCUGUUUUGGGACUAACAAAGAGUGUGGCAGCUGAACUAGGACUGCAUGGGAUACGAGUUAACUGUGUUUCUCCCUAUGCGAUUCCAACAAAGUUGUCCGUGGCUCAUUUGCCCGAGGAUGAGAGGACCGAAGAUGUUUUCGCUGGUGUCCGUGCCUUCAGUGCAAAAAACGCCAAUCUGCAUGGGGUGGAGCUGACAGUCGAUGAUGUUGCUAAUUGCGUGCUUUUUUUGGCAAGCGACGAGGCAAAGUAUAUAAGUGGGGAUAAUCUUGUGGUUGAUGGAGGGUUCACAGUUGUGAAUCACUCCUUUAAAGUUUUCAGAUGAUAUAUGUGGAUUAGUAUAUGAAUUGAUGAUUCAAAUGGUGAUUAUGAAAUUGGAGUAAUUGUGAAUUUUGAGUUUCCAACCUCUGUUUAGAUGCUUUAAUUUAUGUCGAUAAUGAAGACAUUGUUUAUAUUGAACUAUUGGAGUGAUGCACAAUUAUAGAGCUUGAUCUUGUAAUUGAUUGUAUUUCAAUUGAAAUUUGAAGUCCAUGUAUCGUUGUUGGGUUUAA
Messenger RNA from Chenopodium quinoa (quinoa), 1506 nucleotides. Its product is annotated as xanthoxin dehydrogenase-like. The record is from RefSeq and is a predicted model, not a curated record. Gene Ontology annotation, molecular function: xanthoxin dehydrogenase (NAD+) activity. Bases 432 to 1280 code for a protein of 282 amino acids. Lineage: Eukaryota; Viridiplantae; Streptophyta; Magnoliopsida; Caryophyllales; Amaranthaceae. Gene Ontology annotation, biological process: abscisic acid biosynthetic process. The transcript has 2 exons. Gene Ontology annotation, cellular component: cytosol.